Messenger RNA from Talaromyces marneffei, 1578 nucleotides. RefSeq lists its product as uncharacterized. Gene Ontology annotation, molecular function: transmembrane transporter activity; structural constituent of ribosome. The transcript has 13 exons. Lineage: Eukaryota; Fungi; Ascomycota; Eurotiomycetes; Eurotiales; Trichocomaceae. Gene Ontology annotation, cellular component: plasma membrane; ribosome. The record is from RefSeq and is a predicted model, not a curated record. Gene Ontology annotation, biological process: translation; transmembrane transport. Bases 1 to 1578 code for a protein of 525 amino acids.
AUGACUGCAUUCAAAAAUGACCCCGACAUCGAUGUCAAGGGCAAGACCGAGACCGAGACCGACGUCGAGUCGCCCGUCGACAUCCCGCAACUCACCAAAACCACGGAGCGCAAAUUAAUGUCCAAGGUGGAUUUACACGUCCUCCCGUUUCUGUGUGUGUUGUAUCUUAUGGCUUUUCUUGACCGAGUGAAUAUCAGUAAUGCAGUCCUUUUCGGCCUUCAGAAAGAUCUCGAUAUUCAGACAGGAACAAAGUAUAAUACUGCCUUGACCAUUUUCUUCGUUCCGUAUAUUAUCUUCGAGAUUCCAUCGAACAUACUCCUGAAAAAGCUCAAGCCGCAUGUGUGGUUGUCGUUCUGUAUGGGGAUGUUUGGGAUUAUCAUGAUCAUGCAGGGCCUGGUACAGAAUUGGGGUGGCUUGAUGGCCACUCGCUUCCUUCUAGGUUUGUUUGAGACCGGCAUGUUCCCCGGAUGCUUCUACCUCAUGUCCUGCUGGUACACCCGCGGCGAAGCCCAAAAACGCUUCUCCUUCUUCUUCGGCUCCGCCACUCUGGCUGGCGCGUUCGGCGGCGUCCUGGCCUUCGGAAUCGGAAAGAUGGACGGUCUCCAAGGCUACAGGGGCUGGCGAUGGCUCUUCAUUAUUGAGGGGUUGUUGACAGUUAUCAUUGCCGUUAUAUGGUUUUGGACAUUACCUGAUUUCCCGGAGACAGUUAGUUGGUUGAGUGAGGAUGAGAGGGCUUUUAUCAAGGCGAAGUUGGAGAAGGAUACCGGAAAGUCGGCGCAUGCGCAGUCUGUCACGUGGAGAGAUGCCUUGAGGGUUUUUAAGGAUUACAAGAUUUUCGUCGGAGGAUUGGCAUACUUUGGACUUAUUGUCCCAGCUUACGGAUAUGCCUACUUCGCCAACUCCAUCAUCAAAAGCUAUGGCUACAGCGCUCUCACCACUCAACUAUACUCCGUCCCACCCUGGGCCGCAGCAUUCGGAUUCUCCCAACUAGUCGCCUACUUCUCCGACAGAUUACGCCAUCGAUACCUGUUUACUAUCAUCCCAGUCUGCAUUACGCUGGUAGGUCUAAUCAUGCUACUCAACAUCCACAAUCACAAGCAUGUCCAGUAUGGAGCGCUAUUCUUGGUUACCUCGGGCACGUACUCCGCUAUGCCUGUGAUUGUGUGUUGGUAUGCGAUGAAUCUGGGCGGACAUACGAGGAGGAGUGUGGGAACAGCGUGGCAGGUUGGAUUUGGAAAUAUCGGUGGAAUCAUCGCUACAUAUUCAUUCCUCUCGAAAGAUGCACCGGAAUAUCGCAAUGGGUUCAUCAUUUGCAUUUCUUUCGCAUGCCUGUCCAUGGCAGCUUGCACUGUGUACUUGGUUGGGGUUUGGCAUGCUAAUCGUCAGAGAGCUCGCAUCCUCGCGGAGUCUAGUGGUCAUUUGGCUGAGGAUGGGGAUAAGACGGAGGAUUUGGGAGAUUUGGCGCCUACGUAUCGACAAGUUCUCGAAACAUCUGCGAAGAUGAGAGCUAAGUGGAGAAAGAAGCGCGUUCGCCGUCUCAAGCGUAAGAGAAGAAAGGUCAGAGCCCGAUCCAAAUAA